Messenger RNA from Quercus robur (English oak), 811 nucleotides. RefSeq names its product citrate synthase 2, peroxisomal-like. Gene Ontology annotation, cellular component: mitochondrial matrix. The transcript has 6 exons. Lineage: Eukaryota; Viridiplantae; Streptophyta; Magnoliopsida; Fagales; Fagaceae. Bases 1 to 720 code for a protein of 239 amino acids. The record is from RefSeq and is a predicted model, not a curated record. Gene Ontology annotation, biological process: carbohydrate metabolic process; tricarboxylic acid cycle.
AUGGAUUUCGAUUAUGGCGUGUCAGAGAUAUCGAGCGUGGUGGCGCGAGGGCGGUUGGCGGUGCUGACUGCGCACUUAAUAACCGCCACCUCCUCCAAUGAGCUCAUUGAGGUGGCGCCAUCUCUCGAGCCAAACAGCCUCUCAGCUCAGGUCUCACCUCCCGGAAACCUUGCAGGCUCCUUGACCGUCGUUGAUGGAAGGACCGGCAAGAAGUACCAGGUACCGGUCUCUGAGGAUGGCACUGUCAAAGCUACUGAUCUUAAGAAGAUUACAACUGGGAAAAAUGACAAGGGGCUCAAAGUUUAUGACCCAGGCUAUCUGAAUACAGCUCCUGUUCGGUUGUCGAUUUGUUAUAUUGAUGGUGAUGAGGGUAUCCUUAGGUAUAGGGGCUACCCAAUUGAGGAGUUGGCUGAGAAUAGCACCGUUGUGGAAGUGGCCUACCUCUUAAUGUAUGGGAAUUUGCCUUCUGAAAAUCAGCUAGCAGACUGGGAAUUUGCUAUCUCUCAGCAUUCAGCCAUACCACAGGGAAUUCUGGAUGUAAUACAGGCGAUGCCUCAUGAUGCUCACCCAAUGGGUGUACUUGUCAGUGCAAUGAGUGCUCUCUCCAUUUUUCAUCCUGAUGCCAAUCCUGCUCUCAGAGUAUCAAUAUUUUACAGGUACAAGUAUCAUGGCAUAGGUUUUAUAUAUGUACUGUUACCUGACACUUCUUCUAUCUUGUGAAAAACUUUCCACACCCAAUUUUUCACUAAAUUUCAAGGAAUAUCUCUAAUUUAACUUUUGGAAAUAAAAUUCUGGUAUGAAUUUCAAGCCA